Neospora caninum is the source of this 2460-nucleotide messenger RNA. RefSeq names its product putative glyoxalase. Bases 1 to 2460 code for a protein of 819 amino acids. The record is from RefSeq and is a predicted model, not a curated record. The transcript has 6 exons. Lineage: Eukaryota; Apicomplexa; Conoidasida; Eucoccidiorida; Sarcocystidae.
AUGCUGAGGUUUUACACUGAGGUACUGGGCAUGCACGUGCUCGGCUACGGCUUCACGCCUGCAGUGCAGAGCGCGACGGAAUCCUCCCGAGCGAGUGGCGCCGCGCCGGACCAGGCGGCGUCGCCGCGCUCCACGGCGGUCCAGGAGGUCCAGGGCAACGGCGUGGCCGUCUCCCAGAAGAACCAAGACUCCACAGACGCGUUGGCGCCUCAGCGUCCACCUCAGCUCGGCGCUGAACGCACUACGAGUACAUGGGCAGACGCCGGACCCGACGACAGCACGUGGCGACUGGACAGUGCGGGAUUUGCCGCCUUUGGAACUGCCGAGGAAGAGCCUAGGACGGCGUCUCGAACGUCCGCCUCCGGCCGGCGGCGAGACCCGUCAAACCGCGAGACUGUCGAGGAACUGAUUGCUCGGCACCGAAGGGAGACUUCUCUCCACCCCCCGCACAUCUCGAUCGCGAAGCAGGAGGGCGGUAAGGGCGCAACGACUGCAGCUGCGCUAAGGCGUGCGGCGGAGGAAGCGGAGAAUGUCGGACCAAAGACAAUCGUUUUGCUCGGUUACCCAACUGCCGGAGCUGUUUCCGACCUCGACACCUUAAAGAUCGAGCUCGUCUACGUCCCCCAAGUGGCAGAGCUUCUGGAGCGACUUGAUGCUGGAGUUCAGACAGAGGACGAGACCGAGGCGAAAAAAUUUCUUCACGUUCUCAAGCAGCAUAUGAUGGGUCUGUCCAAAGAUCUUCCAACAAUCAACCGCGCCCGGGAAUUCGAGCGUCGGCGGAAUCGUCAUGACCGAGGGUUUCACGGCUUUCUUGGCAUUACUGUGGGCCUUCCGUCCCUCGCCGCCAUAACGCAUGAGGCAGUCGAAGCCAGGGGAGGAAGACUUUUCCAGAUCCCUGCCAGAAGGAAAAUCGUCCCUUCCAUGAUUCCUGAUGAACACGCACGGAAGGACAUUUGGGUGAGGUGCGCGUAUCUCCUCGACCCUGAAGGGAACGGAGUCGAACUCUUUGAGGCUGGGAACGAGAGCUCCGUGGGUCUGGAUCCUGCCGCCGUGAUGCAAGAGCACCAGAACCUCCGAUCUUGGGAGGCGUACAUGCAUGACCAAGAGAGAGACGUGAGGAUUCAGGAGGUCAAGCGCCAAAUUGUCCUUCUAAAGGAGCGGAUCGCGAAGCAAGGAGAGCACUCCGCCCCGGCUCAGACACUUGACAGAAGGGACGACGCGCAUGCACACAGCCGGGCGACGGCGGCGGCUUCCCAGACUUCCGACACAGAAAAUAACGCCAAGGAAGACGCACGUACCCCAGACGAGGCUCAAGCGAACAAAGCUCCUGAGGAGCCAGAGAAGGGAGUAGACAGUCUUGAUGCGGGCGAGGCUGAAGCGCUGCGGAAAGCCUUGAAUAUUAAGCCGAUAGGCACCCCAAAGACUCCUCGAGAGCAGUUGGAGAUUCUCGAAGAUGCUCUCGAGGAUAUGGAGGCGCAAGAGGCAGCACGGCCUCGCCAACCGUGUGUUCAACUCCCGACCUCAUCAGGGCCUUUUCUUCAGAAGGCAAGUCGAUGCUUGUGUCACAUUCGUUCGCCUGCUGGCAUGGUCGUUUUGCCUGCCAGCGUUCGAGCUUACACGUCGCGCAUCUUGUUCGCCGAUCAGUUCUACUGCAAUCAAAUGAGGAUGAAGGCUGUGAGGUACAAGAGUCAUCUGUUCGAGCGCCUGUACCCUUGGAGUCGUUUCGCUGGGGUUAGCAAAACUUUCGGAUGCCCGGAGGCCUUUGCUGCGGCCGCUAAGGCAGCGGCGGCUAGUCCUGCAGCGCAACAGGCUGAGGAGGCGGGCAUUGAGGAACUGGCGUCGAUGGAGAAGUUUGCGCAGGGCGGGGACAACAUGUCCCUCCCGGCCGAGUGGGAAAGCGAGAGUUCGACGGAGCCGGCCGAGGCUGCGAGAAAAGUAUAUGUGACGGAAGCUGCUGAACGACAGACUCCUCAGCUGGAGCUUAUCUACGCUUUCGACGAGGACUUGAUUCGUAUUCAUCCUUGCUUUGGCUACCUCGCGGUGGGGGUCGGCGACGUACCGAGAGCAGUGGCAACUUUUCAGGCCAACGCUCCGAAACGGAAAACAAAGAACGCGCUGAAUGAUGAUGAAGAUGAAGAAGAUGAAGAUGGCGACGCAACCGAGACCAAAGAAGCUAGAUGCAGCCCCGGCGCAGGAAGCAGCUGUGAGACGGCAACCACACAGACUUCUCCAGAGCAUGAAUGCGCCUCAACCCCACAAGCAGAAGAGAUUGCAGAGGCAAUCAGGGGAAAGUUGAAAGAAGCCGGGUUUUCGUUGGACCAUGCCAUGGUCGAGGAUAGAGACGGAUAUCCUAUUUUGCUUAUGAGCAUGGAGCGUGCUCAGCAGUAUUACGCCGACCUUCACCGUAGUCUUCGUCAACACCGCGCAGCCUUGACCGAGAGCACGGACCGCCACGAGUAG